This is a messenger RNA of Volvox carteri f. nagariensis, 888 nucleotides long. RefSeq lists its product as uncharacterized. The transcript is spliced from 2 exons. Lineage: Eukaryota; Viridiplantae; Chlorophyta; Chlorophyceae; Chlamydomonadales; Volvocaceae. The record is from RefSeq and is a predicted model, not a curated record. Bases 1 to 888 code for a protein of 295 amino acids.
AUGAACGGUCCCUUGAGCUACGGGCUGCAAGACGUCUGCGAUGUCAGCAGCAACCUCCGUAUGAUGGAGCCGUACGGCAACACGUACGGCAGCACGUACGGAAUCGACCUCGCCUCCAUGAUGGGUGGCCCUUCAGACCCUCUCCUAUCCAUCUCUGGGUUGACUUUGUUGACCCCUUCGCCGUACUCAGCGCCGCUACCCGCCACCGCAGCUGCUUCUGUCGUCGGCGGAUGCAUCCCGGAACCCGUACUUGCCGCCGGUUCCAUAUCCUCCGCUGCCGCUGGUGCCGCCGCCGUCGCCGCCGCCGCCGGCGACGAGGAGGUUCAGCUUCCCUUGCCGCAGCCUUCUAACGUCGUCGCAGAGGCGAUUGGCGCAUAUUUUGAGCCUUUGUUGUCGACGCCGCAGGCGCCACUGCCACCGUUGCCGUCGCUGCCUCAGGAGCCGUUGAUGGACUGGCAACAAGCAGAGCAGCCGCCGCCGCCGCCGCAGCAGCAGCAGCAAACGGAUCAGCAGCAAACGGAUCAGCAGCAGCACGCGGAGGAGCACACUCAGGCAGCGGGCGAACUGCUGCAGGGAGCGGGGGUCGCGGGGCGCCAGGCAGCGGAGCAGGUGCUGGAAUGGCAGCUUGCGGAUGCAGUACUGCAGCGGCAAGACCAGCCGCUAACGUUGCACGUGCCUCCGUCGCCGCCGGCGCCGCUGCCUCUGCCUCAUACUCAUCAUCAUCAGCAGCAUAAUGGGCAGCAACACAAGCAGCAGCAGCUAGAGCUGCAGCAGCCUUCGGAGCAGACGGAAGAGGCAUUGAAGCCGCCGCCGCCGCCGUCAUCACUGCCGCCAGUGCCACCGCAGGAGCUAUUCAGCAGCAGCAGCAGCAGCAACAGCUACUUCUGA